GGUGACUGCCGAGUGGUAUUGGGAAGUAAAGCACAAAGUGGAUCAUGGGUUGCCCAACAACUUACUGAAGACCAGAAUAGCAAAAAUGAGAAAGAAUACAGGAGAUUACUUAAGGAACACCCAGGUGAAGAAGGAACAGUGAUUAAGAAUGGGAGACUUCUUGGACAGCUGCAGCCAUUACGUGCCUUUGGUGAUAUUCAGUACAAGUGGGACCAAGUUACCCACUCUCACAUUCUUACUCAAAUAUAUGGAGGUCCAAUUGUUCCUCCCCACUUGUAUAAAACGCCUCCAUAUCUUACAGCCAAACCAGUCACUACCAAGCACCAGAUACAAAAACAGGACAAAUUCAUCAUUCUUGCUUCAGACGGCCUCUGGGAUUCACUGUCCAGUCAACAAGCUGUGGAAUUAGUUGGACAGUUCUUAGAUUCAAGUAAGAAAAACAUUGGCGAGAUUCUAGAGAAGAAUGCAGCAACACACCUUAUCAGACAUGCUAUUGGUGGUAAUGAUCAUCAUUUUGUAGCACAGAUGCUUCUUGUACCAGAACAAUAUCGCCGCAUGUGGAGGGAUGAUAUAACAGUUACUGUCGUAUUUCUUAAAUCAGAUGACUUCAAUUCCAAACUUUGAUAAAAUCCCUUUAUAUUGUACUCCUGUUCAUGCACAAAAUUGUCUUGAUAUCAUAAACUUGUGUAAUCUUAAAGUCAUCUAAAGUUCAUUAAGACACCAAGGAUUGUACUUCCAAGACAAAGUUGCAUCUUCUGAGAAGUCGUACUGAAAAUAAAUGCAAGAGGGCAAUGUUUUCCCUGAACUA
Molecule: messenger RNA, 808 nt
Organism: Actinia tenebrosa (Australian red waratah sea anemone)
Lineage: Eukaryota; Metazoa; Cnidaria; Anthozoa; Actiniaria; Actiniidae
Product: pyruvate dehydrogenase [acetyl-transferring]-phosphatase 2, mitochondrial
Biological process (GO): protein dephosphorylation
Cellular component (GO): mitochondrion
Molecular function (GO): cation binding; [pyruvate dehydrogenase (acetyl-transferring)]-phosphatase activity
Source: RefSeq, a predicted model, not a curated record